Leopardus geoffroyi (Geoffroy's cat) is the source of this 7870-nucleotide messenger RNA. RefSeq names its product PWWP domain containing 2A (gene PWWP2A). The record is from RefSeq and is a predicted model, not a curated record. Gene Ontology annotation, cellular component: nucleus. Bases 5073 to 6806 code for a protein of 577 amino acids. NCBI's taxonomy places the organism in Eukaryota, Metazoa, Chordata, Mammalia, Carnivora, Felidae. Gene Ontology annotation, molecular function: chromatin binding; histone binding. The transcript is spliced from 2 exons.
CCCUGACCCCUCCAAAAGCUAUCCAUAUUUUAUAAGAGGGUUGAAUAGACUUUUCAAAGAUUGAGUAUAUUUUUUUUAAUUUAGAUGUUAUUUAAAAAUUUUUAUGCAGCCUCCCUCCCUACCAGUGAAUUUUAAAAGAUACUUCCUGGGAUUCUAGUUCAUAAUUGGUGCAUGUUUUGUUUUUCUGUUGCUAAAGUCAUCCUCCCUCCCUCCUUGCCCAUUUGGGUACCCAUAGUCCCUGCAGAUUGCUCUUUUAAUACUUGUAGUUUUUAAUUAAAAACAUGAUCCAUAUUUACUUAUAUUUAAUAAAAUGAAUACAUUUUAACUUUAAUAGUUACCAUAUAUUGUGCCUACUUAUUAUGUUCUAGGCCCUAAGGUGAGCGAUUAUGCAUAUUCUCAAUCUAGAUGACAGUUCUUUGGAGUUACUUAACUGCAGUUACAGUAUCGAAAAAGCUCUUAAAACUGAACUUUUUUGUUACUUUUUUGGUGACUAUUUCAUCUGUUUAUCUAUCAAACCUUUACAUCUACUUAUCCCAUUUAGUGUGAAUUUUCUUUCAUUUCAUUGCUGAAGUAUUAGUAUGCUUGAUGAUAGGCUGCUUGUUACCUCAAAAACCAGAAAAAUUCUGAACUGGGAAGCCUGUCUAUCUCCACAGGGUUCUGAAAAGAGCGUAUGGAGCUGUCAGCUCCUCCUCUCCCUUAGUGGGGAGUGGAGGUAGAAGAAAGAGGAUAAGUAACUUGAUGAAACGGAGGUAGUGGUCGUAGCAGCAGCAGUGAGGAACCUGACUUUGGUUAACUGCACGGAUUCAUGUACUGGCUCUACUACGAACCAGCCGUGUGAUCGUGGGAAGAUCACUUAACCCUGUCUAAAAUGGGGACAGGUCUAACACUUCACUAAAAGCGUUGUGGUGAUGAAAUCAAUUAGUGAAAAUAAGUAUAUAUUAGAAUAGUUGUUAGCAUAUAGUAAGUGCUAUAUGUAUUAACUAAGUGGCAGAUGUAAGCAAUAUGGGUUUGCUUGACUAGACACUCACCCUAAAUCCUGUUAUGUUGCAGUGUAAUCUUUACCUUUAAAACACCUUAAAAGGACCGUAGAAGCUUCAGGUAAUAUCUGUGACGUAUAACUUGGCCUUUUAAUAAAGAAGAGUGACAUUUACAUUUUACUAGGGAAUGAGUAAGUAGGAGAUGCUUGCAAAAUAUAUGGUGUGGUGUAUUUUUUUUUUUUUUUUUUUUUUUUUUACGCACUGCCGCUUGGGGCAGAUGGCUUUUGAGGAAAUUUUGGGCUUUGUCAUGAAGAAAAAGUUACAGUCUCAGAGAAAUUUAGUCCUUAUAGUGUUUCUACUUACUAUAUGCUUUUAAAACAUUGAAUAGGGCUUAGCUUUGAGAAUGACAUAUUUCAGUGAGAGAAAAGAAUAUAAUUUUGUGCUUUUCUUUACACUUAUUAAAUGAUAGAACCAGACUAGCAUGGCUGAGCCUGUUUUUAUUUUUUUAAAUUUGUUUGAGAGGGAAAGCACAAGCAGGGGAAGAGCAGAGGUUGGGGGGGGGGGGUGCGGGGAGAGCUGAACCUUGGUCCUGUGACUGUGAGAUCAUGACCCUAGCUGAAACCAACAGUCAGUUACUUAACUGACUGAGCCACCCAGGUGUCUCUGAGCUAAAGUUUUAUCAAAAUGAUGGAGACACUUCCGAUCCCAUCACUGUACAAUCAGAAGCCUUCAUUGGUCUUGUUCUUUUUGGGGGGGGGCAAUUAAAAUGUUUAGUUUUGAGAGUGUGAGUUGGGGAGUGGCAGAGAGCAAGAGAGAGGGGCAGAGAGAGAGGAUCCAAAACAGGCUCUAUGCUGACAGCAGAAAGCCCAACUCAGGGCUGGAACUAAGGAACCUCAAGAUCAUGACCUGAGCCAAAGUCAGAUGCUUAGUGAACUGAGCCAUCCAGGUGCCCCUUUCUUGGUUUUGUUUUAAGUGACUAGUUUUCUCCCUUCACCAUCGUCUCACCGAACUUUCAUAGCAGUGCCCUCCCUCAUGCACAGUGUCUCCGGCAUGCGUUCUCUUUCCGCCAGAUGGAUUAUCUUUGUUAUUGCCUGUGUAAGCUGAAUUCUUACCCCUCUCCUAUGGAAUAGGGAAUCAGGUUGCUCUGUGGUGACUCCUAGUGCAUCUGGUCAUCUGCUGAUUUUUUUUGUGACACCUGUUCACUGUUUCUCUUUCUUUCUUUCCUUCCUUCCUUCCUUCCUUCCUUCCUUCCUUCCUUCCUUCCUUCCUUCCUUCCUUCCUUCCUUUCUUUCUUCUUUCAUUUUUGAGAGAUAGAACAAGUGUGGGAGAGGCAGAGAAAGAGGGAGACAUAGAAUCUGAUGCAGGCUCCAGGCUCUGAGUUGUCAGCACAGAGCCUGGCCUGGGGCUCAAACCCACCAGCUGUGAGAUCAUGACCUGAGCCGAAGUUGGACACUUAACUGACUGAGCCACCCAGUCGCCCCAGUGUUUCACUUUUUUAAACCAGCUUAAAUUGGUUACCAGCAUUCACAAAUGGGUAACCACUUUUUACCACUCCUUGUUUCACUCUUCAGUAAAUCUGUCUAGGUCCUUCUCGGUGUAGGCCAUUUCCUGCAAAGCUCAUUGCCUGGUCACUAAUCCACUGUGAUUUCUUCCCUCUCAAGUCUGUAGUUUCUUUGGGCAACAAGUAUUACAUUCUGGUCUUGCCUACUGAAGUUGGGUUCUAGGACUGAGGCUUGGUUUUAUACUGUGAAUAAUUAGCAUAGUUGUAUCUGAAUAUAGAUUUUGUGCUUAGUGGUACUUGAAGUGCAUUUGUUGGCAUUUCUGCUUAAGUAGGACAAGUUUUUGUUUUUAAGUAGGCUGCACAUCAGUGUGAGGCUUGAACUUAUGACCCUGAGAUCGAGAGUUGCGUGCUCUACUGACUGAGCCAGCCUGGUGCCUCCAAUUUUUCUUUUUUAUGUACUUUCUUUGCUUAAAUGUUUUGGUGGAGUUGAGGUGAACUAAAUUUAAGAUUAUACCUUUUAAAAACUAAUUUAGAAAAUUUUUUUAAUGUUUAUUUAUUUUUGAGAGACAGCGCAAGUGGGGAAGGGGCAGAGAGAGGGAGACACAGAAGCCGAAGCAGGCUCCAGGCUCUGAGCUGUCAGCACACAGCCCGAUGUGGGGCUCGAACUCACAAACUGCGAGAUCAUAACCUAAGCCGGAGUCGGGAGCUUAACCGACUGAGCCACCCAGGUGCCCCAAUUAAUUUUUAAAACCUUUUUAUCUUAAAAUAAUUUCAAACACAGCAGAGAACUCUUAUAAUAAGCCCUUUAUCUAGAUUCACUAAUUUUUUAGCAUUUUGCCAUGUUUGCUUUAUUAUUCUUUAAAUGUAUUUUUUUCUUGAACUAUUUUGAGAGUAGGUUGCAUACAUCAUUGUCCUUUACCUCUUAAUACUUGUGCAUUUAUUUCUUAAAUCAAUAUAGUUUUCAAAUCCAGGAAACAUUCACAGAGGACUUUAAUUUGCAGCCCAUAUUUCAUUUUGUCAAUUUUCCCAAUAAUGUCCUUUAAAGCUUUUUUCCUCCUCCAGUAAAUGACCAUGUAUUGUAUUUAGUUGCCAUAUAAUAUAGUCUACAUGUAAUAGGGACUUUUCCUCAAUAUUGGUUUGUCUGAUAGUUGCUUACAUGAGGUUCAAGCUAUACAGGCAGGGCGGUGUUCUCAGGGCACCACGUCUGCAGGCACAUAAUCCUUAUUUGCCCUCAUUGGUGCUGUUCACUUGGAUUGUCCUCAGGUCAAGGUAUUGUUCUGUUAUUCCUCAGUGUAGUGACUCUUUCCCUUGCACUAAUCAUUCCAUUACUACCAUGAAAAUAUACUGCUCAUCAAACUUUUCCCUUCUGUAUUAGGUAGAUAUAUAAUUAAAAAUUCUUUUUAAAUUUUAAAAGGCGCAUAUUGUGUUCCAUCCUAACCAGUUUUAAGUGUGUAGUUCUGUAACUAGUGUUAAGUAGGUUCACGUUGUUGUGAAACAGAUCUCCAGAACUUUUCAGUCUUCUAAAACUAAAACUCUAGACCCAUGAAAUAACUCCCCAUUUCCCCUUCCCCCAGCCCCUGACAACCACCAUUCUACUUUGUUUCUCUGAAUUUGACUGACUUAGAUGUCUUAUAGUGGAAUCAUAUGGUAUCUGUUUUGACUUGUUGCACUUAGCAUAAUGUCAAGGUUUAUCUUUAUCUAUGUUGUAACAUGUGACAAUUUACAUUUUAAGGCUGAAUAAUAUUCCAUUGUAUGUACAUACCGCAUUUUAUUUACCCAUCUGUCUUUUGAUGGGCACUUGGAUUGUUUCCACUUCUUAGCUAUUGUGAAUAAUGCUGCUAUGAACACGGGUGUGCAGUAAUCUCUUUGAGACCCUGUUUUCAGUUAUUUUGGAUAUAUACCCAGAACUGUGUGUACAGGCGUGAAGUUUUAAUUUUGGGGGGCUUAGAGGCACAUUUUUAUUUUGUAAAAUUUUCUGUUGUGUACAGCUUAUUAAUUUCAUUUGUCCUAAGAUUAACAUGGUAAGAUUAACCUAAGAUUUGACAUGGUAACCAAUCUCCAGAGAUGUAAUGUGAACCAAAAUCGUGCUUUACGGUUUCCUCCUUCAUGAGUUAGCCUGCUGCUAAUUUAAGGAAGAAGUAAUUUCUGAAAACAUCUACUUGAGUUGAAAUAAAUCAGGAUUAUUAUUUUUCAAGUGGUUAACUGCAUAUAAUUUUUUCCUACUGUAGAUUCUUUAAGAGAACAUAAUUCUGGGAAGGAAGAGUUUAUUUUUGUUUUCUGUUUAUUGGAGGGAGGUCUAGUUCAGCCAGAACACUGGGGUCUGUCUCAGCUAACCUCCUGAAUUAUUUUCUGAGUGUUGAAUUCCUCGGGACCCCUGUUUGCUUGCCUAAAAUAGUAAUACCUUAGUUUUUUGUUUCUUUAUUUUUACUGUACAAUAUUUUUAAAAGAAUUUCCUCCUACAGUUGGAGCUUGGCAACCAGAAUUUGAAGGAAGAAAAUGAGAAUCAGUUGUGCACUGUUAAACUGUUGUAAACAGGAAGGAAAAGAGUAUAAUCCUAGGUCAGAGAUGAGGUGAUUGAGGUUGCUGUGAAGUUAAUGCAGAUAAACAAAAUACCGGCAUUUAAAAAACACUUUCAGAAUAAGAGGUUUGGGCCCCAUGGGAUCCCUGUGACAGUAUUUCCCAAAAGGGAAUAUAAGGACAAACCUGAAGCCAUGCAGCUCCAAAGUAAUACAUUCCAAGAAGGGACGGAAGUCAAGCGUGAAGUGAACGGUGCUGUUCCUGAUGACCCUUCUCCAGUCUCGCCUCCCGAGCCGAGCCUGGCUGAAAGCCUGUGGACUUGCAAACCACCACCUCUCUUCCAUGAAGGAGCACCUUAUCCUCCCCCUUUGUUUAUCAGGGACACAUAUAACCAGUCAAUACCUCAGCCACCUCCUCGGAAAAUCAAGCGACCCAAACGAAAAAUGUACAGGGAAGAGCCUACUUCAAUAAUGAAUGCUAUUAAACUACGACCCAGGCAAGUCCUGUGUGACAAAUGUAAAAACAGUGUUGUUGCUGAAAAAAAGGAAAUUAGAAAAGGUAGCAGUGCAAGUGACUCUUCUAAAUACGAAGACAAGAAACGGAAAAACGAAAGUGUAACUACUGUGAACAAAAAACUGAAAACUGACCAUAAAGUGGAUGGGAAAAACCAAAAUGAAAGCCAGAGAAGAAAUACUGUGGUUAAGGUUUCCAGUAUUGCUCACAGCAGAGGCAGAGUAGUCAAAGUUUCUGCUCAGGCAAAUACAUCAAAAGCUCAGUUAAGUACUAAAAAAGUGCUCCAGAGUAAGAACAUGGAUCAUGCAAAAGCUCGGGAAGUGUUGAAAAUUGCCAAAGAAAAGGCACAGAAGAAGCAGAGCGAAACCUCUACAUCCAAAAAUGCACACUCAAAAGUCCAUUUCACACGUCGAUAUCAGAGUCCUAGCUCAGGUUCCCUUCCACCCCGGGUUCGUUUAAAACCACAGAGGUACAGGAAUGAAGAGAAUGACUCUUCUUUGAAGACAGGACUUGAGAAAAUGCGGAGUGGCAAGAUGGCACCCAAGCCCCAGUCUCGCUGCACCUCCACCCGCUCAGCAGGUGAGGCCCCUUCAGAAAAUCAGAGUCCCUCAAAAGGCCCCGAAGAGGCCAGCAGUGAGGUUCAGGACACCAAUGACGUGCUUGUGCCUGGUGAGCGGGAUGAACCACAGACACUGGGCAAAAAGGGCAGCAAAAGCAGUAUCUCUGUUUACAUGACCCUAAAUCAAAAGAAACCUGACUCUUCCAGUGCUUCCGUGUGUAGCAUUGAUAGCACAGAUGAUUUGAAAUCCUCCAACUCUGAGUGUAGUUCUUCUGAAAGCUUUGAUUUUCCUCCAGGCAGUAUGCAUGCACCUUCCACCUCCUCCACUUCCUCCUCUUCAAAGGAAGAGAAAAAGCUCAGUAAUUCCUUGAAAAUGAAAGUCUUUUCCAAAAACGUCUCUAAAUGCGUCACACCAGAUGGCAGGACCAUAUGUGUAGGGGACAUUGUUUGGGCCAAGAUCUAUGGCUUUCCUUGGUGGCCAGCCCGUAUUCUUACUAUAACUGUGAGCCGGAAAGAUAGCGGCCUUUUAGUCCGACAGGAGGCCCGUAUUUCAUGGUUUGGGUCUCCAACAACCUCUUUUCUUGCUCUUUCGCAACUCUCCCCCUUUUUAGAAAACUUCCAGUCACGCUUUAAUAAGAAGAGAAAGGGCCUGUAUCGCAAGGCUAUCACAGAGGCGGCUAAGGCUGCCAAGCAGCUGACCCCUGAAGUGCGGGCUCUGUUGACACAGUUUGAAACGUGAACAUGGACAGUAAGGUAGGCAAGAACCAUCGGAAGGCGCCACAGAUUUUCUAGUCUAGUUAGGAGUAACUUCUACAAAAUAGCUUGGCCAAAUCGGAGAGAGAAAUUGUGCUCAGUUGGCUGCUUUUUUAUACUUACCUUAUAGCCAUUUUUAGACUGAGAAGUUAAAAUUGAACAAGCAAUCAAUUUGUCUUAAGGAAGUGAGAUUUCAGCAGUAUUUUUCAGUUUUGAAGUCAAACCAUCCCAAGGCAUAGGAGCCAUAGCCUCAACUGAAAAUGAAUUUUUGCAGGGACUGUUAGUUGCCAUUUGUACCUUGUACUGUAUGUGUGUAUAUUUAUAUAUAUAUACACACACACAUACAUAUAUGUGUGUAUAUGCAUACAUACAUAUAUACAUACAUACACACAUACACAUAUAUAUGUAUGUGUGUAUAUAUAUAUAUAAGAUAGAGCCUGUCACUAUGUGACACAGGUUGCAUAUUUGGGAUUGCAGUAAGGGCUGGUGAGCUGGGGGCGGGGGGUGGUAAUAGUGUGGAUAUUUAAUGACGUCUUGUUUUUAAUUAAUGAACACUUAGCCUUUCUAUGUGCAUAAUGGCGCAAGAGUUUGAUACUUAGGUGUUUGACAGACUGAGAUGCUUGCUAUUCAGUUGCAGACUGGGGAAAGAGCCCGGUAUUUGGGGUUAAGACUUUCAAGGCUGACUAGGUUUUUGAAUCAUCACUCUCUUUUGUCCAAUGGGGAUUUAACAAAAACUUUCAAAUUUCUGGUUUGGGAGUUUAGGUAGGUUUGUCUUUGGAUGUGUAAAUAGUUGAUUGCUAAAUUUGGUCAGAUUUCUCCUGACUGGCUGUUCCUAAAUUCUUAGGAUACGUCCUGGUAAAUUACACUUUGUGAAUUAAUUGUCAUAUGUGUAAUUGUUGCAUUUUGGAUGUACCUAAUUUGAUAAUUUUUAAAAGAUAUUUCCGUUUAAGGUAUCUGUUUGCAGGUCAGAAAAUGAGAAAAUGUAAUUGUGUAAUGCUCUGAAAUGUAAAAAAAAAAAAAAAAAAAGCUGUAAAUAAAAUCGACUAAAUC